Messenger RNA from Clonostachys solani, 2820 nucleotides. The record is from the annotation of a GenBank genome assembly. NCBI's taxonomy places the organism in Eukaryota, Fungi, Ascomycota, Sordariomycetes, Hypocreales, Bionectriaceae.
AUGGGAGGCUGGGACGUCUACUGCGCUCUCUGUGGAGGGCCCAUAAGCAGAAUCUCGUGGGAUGCUGAUGAUAGCCCGGACACUGCCUACGACCGAGAAGUGUUCGCUGAUAGCACGGAUCCGGACCUGGACUGGCUCCAGGACUGCCGCCUCAUUGGGGAGAACCCUGCCACCGCCUCGGAUUCAAAGGUUUGGCUUUCGGGCCUCGCGUGCGCCGAAGAAUAUGGCUCCGUGUCCUACCAGAUCGGGGAGAACCCCGACCCCGCGAUCUUGGAUUUAGAGGGUUGCGAUGGAGAGGAUGGGAACAUCAAAGUAUAUUACACCGAUGGAGUAGACGAUCCGUUUUGUGCCCCUUUCCAUACGCGUUGCAAGGAGGUCCUCUGCAAGUAUUUGGGUGUCUCGGAGCUCAACAAAGAAGUAUUCCUCGAAUCCCUGAAGAGUCUGGCGGAAGAAGGUGACGGGGCACCAGCCCUGGACAUUGAGUAUGGCGACAUCCGAGAACACAUGGACCAGUAUUGGUGGCCGAAACCGGGUAGCGAGCAUUUUGUCUGCGACCCGGUAGAGGUCAAAGGGCUGCCUGAAUUCUACAACCAACUUCCUACGCGGGAUACGAGUGACAUCAAGUCGCCCCGAACAUACAACACCGAGGGCGACCCAUUUGAUCGGCUCCCCGCUGAUGUUAUCUUGGUGCUGAUGUCUCUCUGCCAAUCGAUGACUGACGUCUUUAGCCUUCGUAAAGCUUCUCCGGUAGUUGCAAAUGUGCAGCUCGGCAACGGCUUUUGGCGGAGGCAGCUGAAAACCAACAUGCCGUGGCUUUGGGACUUCCCGGAGCCCACCGAUUCGCAAAUAACUGAUGUGGAUUGGAAAAAGGUUUAUCAUAAGCUGUAUUGGGGCAGCAGACCCGAAUCCCAAAGGAAGAACAAAUUUCACGGUCUUUGCAACAGGCGGCGAAUGUGGGAAAUAACCUGCCCCGUGAUUGCCGAGGCUUACGUCGAUUUUUCAGCUAAGAAUGAUGCAUGGGGCACCCCGGAGGCCCCAGUUCUGAAGAAUGUAUUGUUCAAUUCUUCAACUACUAUCGGUAGUCGUUACAGGGCUGGGAUGAACCGAGAAAUGAUGACGCUUCUGGACAACUACUUCGAGAUUACCACGGCACGACCCCUUUUGUUGAUUUCCUGGUCUGAAGACCGCCGCUUUUUCCAUAAUAUCAGUGCGUUCAGAGAUGAAAGCAAACUCAUGGCUUGGAAGCAGACGAUUGGGUCGGAUAUGUUGGAUACCGUCCCUGUCCCGGAUGAUGACUGGAUCACAGGUUUCGUCUUCAAGAGCAGCCUAGUAUUGGAUGAGAACGGAGCUCGCAAGCCACAUCUUCUUGGAGUAGAGAUUCUCUUUGCGAAGCAAGAGCCUGUGAAACUUGGUGCUAGUAGAGCAGACGCCCAUCGACUCAUUCAUGCAACAAAGAAUCACUUCAUUGUUGGAUUCAAGUUCUAUCGUGAAGACGAUCAUAGCUUGACGCACAUGGGUCUUCUUGAGCAGCCACUGACGAACAUGGGAGACUGCUCACGUGUGACCGACAGAUGGGCAGGCGGCUAUGACACUACUCACCGCCUCUGGGCCGGUGACCUACCGCCAAGGAACGUCCACAUGUCCCAGAACACCCUGAACUUGUCAUGGUCCCACAUGGGAUAUAACUAUCCUACCGAGUGGCUGAUGCUAGGUGCAUCUGCGGAAGAGCAAGCCGAUAUCACCGGGAUCUCUGUUGACAGCCAGCUUGGCAGAUUCGAAGUCCAUUUUCAAAACCAGCCUACCCGGAGAAUAGGCUCAGCCUUCCACGCGAUGAAAUCUCUGUCCAUUGAUGGGAAGGGUGGCGAGCACAUCACACAGAUCUGUGUCACUAGGCCAAGCCAGCUGGCGAUGAUGUUCGUCACCAAUCGCGGUCGUUGUCUCUCGUUGGGCGUCUCAGUAUCUGGAUACCAGCCGCUAACGUUUGGUGAUGAAAGCGACCCCGAUGCCUCCAAAGUUGCUCCGUGUGGCAUAUACGGAGAAUGGUGCGAGAACUUGGGCGCGAAGCAUCUGCUCUACGUCUUCGGUGCCUUCGGGUCGUCGGAGUUGCCAAUAUGCCAGGACGAGAUCAAGCCCCUGGCACAAGACGGCAACGGCUACUGCUGGGAACCUGAGAGGCCAUUAGCUCGGCUGGUUGAAACCGGACCCGUUUACGGUUCAAGAACAUAUCAUGAGGGCGCUUCCUGGUCUGUGCUAAGAGUAACGAAGACAGUGCCGUCCAAGGGGUGUGUGGUCAGCGCGCUCCAUGUCGAUCGCCCAAUCACGGAGGUGCGCGUUACUUUGGUGCACAGCAACCCGAAAUGCACUAUCCCUCCCAUCGCAGCUAUCCGGUUCACGUACCUGGAUGGAGAGAAGAUGGUCGUGGGACCGGACAGAUUCUCCAACGACCCCAUAUGCCGGUGCUGCGAUGAGAAGACGAGCCUCCCUGAGGAGACCGGGAAAGUACCGCAUUAUCGGCACGAGAUCUGGCGUCCAGGGGAUAGAAAACUGACUAAACUGCGAAUAUGGCUGUCUGAGACGGGGGGUCUGGGAGCCAUUCGUUUUGUGGCGGAAGGGGGAGCUGAAAGUCCGCUUUGGGGAUACUGGGGUUUCGAUAUAGAGGGGAAGGAAUGCGAGGAGCUGAACUUUGCAGGAGAACAGUGUGGCACGGCUAUUGGACUCAAGGUAUUUUUCCAAGGUCUCGAGCGGGGGGAUCGUGGAGAUGAUACUGUGAUUGUUGCUUUCCAGGGGUUAGCUCCUACUUCAGCUCAGGACAGCCCCUGA